Meira miltonrushii is the source of this 1177-nucleotide messenger RNA. RefSeq names its product DUF125-domain-containing protein. NCBI's taxonomy places the organism in Eukaryota, Fungi, Basidiomycota, Exobasidiomycetes, Exobasidiales, Brachybasidiaceae. The transcript has a single exon. Gene Ontology annotation, molecular function: iron ion transmembrane transporter activity; manganese ion transmembrane transporter activity. Gene Ontology annotation, cellular component: fungal-type vacuole membrane. The record is from RefSeq and is a predicted model, not a curated record. The coding region runs from base 26 to 1177 and encodes 383 amino acids. Gene Ontology annotation, biological process: intracellular manganese ion homeostasis.
CUGUUUUACUCGUCUUGUAUUUAUCAUGCCUUGCGCAAAUUGUACUUGUCAAAACAAAUCUGGCUGUUCUUCAGUCAUUGCAAAUGGAGCUUCAGCACCAUUACGAUCCAAUGGCAAAAAGACGGCAGGUGAACGAACACGAUUGUGGGCCACAACGGAAGGAUCUUCUUCCCAAUACGGAAGCACAAACGGGAAUGGUAACUCAACCGAAUCUGAAGGACUUUUAGAAGAAGCAGAAGUGGCAAGUUCAAGCACAAGUACUUCUGGUGCUCCCCCGGCCAAAUGCGAAAAACAUAAUGGCGUUCGUGGCGUUUGCUGUCGUGAACUCAAAAGGGAAGAACGUCAUUUGAUCGAUCCGGACGUCGUACGUGAUGUGAUCAUCGGUCUUUCAGAUGGUUUGACUGUCCCUUUCGCUCUUACUGCAGGUCUUUCCGGUGUCGGAAGCACAAGAAUCGUUGUUCUUGCAGGUUUGGCAGAAUUGGUUUCGGGUGCUAUCAGUAUGGGUGUGGGAGGUUUACUCAGUGCCCAAGCGGAAGUGUCACAUUACAACUACAAAUUAGCCUCAACCUCUCAACGUGUUCAACAAUCUUGCUCCGGUGAAUUGGAAAGAGAAGUCUGCUCAAUACUGGAACCAUUUGGUGUACCAGAAGAGAUUGGUGCAAUGGUGGCUGCUAAAUUGCAAAACGUCGAACAGCGGGAUUCCAAGAGAAUUUUGAAUCAAAUCACACAAGAAAGCGGAGAAGGUUUACCCGCUCCCGCAACAUCUUCCAACUCUGCACCGCCGCCACCGCCACCAACCCGUCGUUCCGAUGGUUUGGUAGGACCUGAACGUGGCUUGACACCAUUCUUAUUACGAAUGGGAGAAGGUUUAGAAAAAGUUGAAGAAUCGCGUGUUUGGCAAUCGGCAAUCGUGAUUGGAACAAGUUAUUUCGUUGGAGGUUUUAUUCCUCUUUUACCUUAUAUCCUUCUUGCUUCUAUUCAACAGGCUUUGUUCAUGUCAAUUGCAAUCACUGGUAUUGUUUUGCUGAUCUUUGGUGUUGUAAAACAAAAGGCAACAGGUGCAGCAAGCGAUACUAAAGGAUUGAUCUAUGGAGCUUUCUCUACGCUCUUUGUCGGUGCUGCAGCAGCGGGAAGUUCAUGGAUCAUCGUCAGGGCCCUUGAAGGUGGUUCGGCUUAA